AUGGCGAGUCGCCUCUCGGCUUCGCCCCCCGUCGGUCGCGGCUUCACCGCGCCCUUACGUCGCCGUCCCUCCAGCGGCUCCCUCGCCGCGACCGCCGACCAGGCCCCCGCCGCGCCCGUCGCCCUCCGACCGGCGUCGUCCAUGACGGCCGACGAUUCCGUCGGCGCGAGUUCCUCGGUGCUCCUCGUCGGCCUCGGGGACCCCGUGAGCGACAUCCUGGUGCGUCUGGACGACCCGAGCCUCGCGGCCCGCGUCUUCGAUGCGUGCGGCAUCUCCGAACCCGGCGGAUGCGUGCCCGUGGACUCCGACGAGGACAUCAAGUCGCUCCUCGCCGCGUGCGGCGAGCAGUGGAUAACCGGCGCGGGCGAGCUCGAGACCCCGUCGCGGUCCUUCAGCGAGGACGUCCCGGCGCAGGGCGUCGAGCCCACGUACUGCCCGGGCGGGUCCGCCGCGAACGUCGCGAAGGGCGUCGCCAACCUCGGAGGCGACGCCGCGUUCGUGGGGAUGAUCGGCAGGGACGACAUCGGCGCCAGGUACCGCGAACUCCUCCGAUCGCAAAAGGUGACGCCGGUGCUGCUCGAGGUUGACGUCGACGCGAACGACCCGGGGGCGACGCCGAGGAGCGCGCAGUGCCUGAGCCUCGUGGAAAAGGGCGGGCAGCGAACGAUGCGGACCUACCUCGGCGCGUCGCUCAAGAUGGGCGCCUCGCACUUCGACGAAAACGUCGAGCGGCUCGCGUUCGGCGACGACGCGUCACCGGAUGAGUCAAAGGCCAAAUCACGUUCGGAUGAUGACGCCGUUCCAGGGCACACGCGCGAUCGGGCGUCGCUGCUGCACGUGGAAGGUUACACGCUGUACCGUCCCGACCUGGCGCGCGCGGCGAUGACCGCCGCCAAGCGAAGGGGCGCGCUCGUCUCCCUCGACCUCGCGUCCUUCGAGGUUGUCCGCAACUGCCGCUCCCAGCUGGUGGAACUCUUAAACGAGGGCCUGGUGGACCUCCUCUUCUGCAACGAGGACGAAGCCGCGGAGUUGAUCGGCGAGACGCGCGCGCCCGACGCCUUCGCCCGCGAGGACGCCGGUCGUGCGAUGGAGUGGAUGCUGCGGUACGUUCGCGUGGCGACGGUGUCGCUCGGCGCGCGAGGGUGCGUCAGCGUCGACAGAGAUGGAUCGAGAGGCGUCUCCCCCGGCGUUCGGUGUAACGUCGUCGACACCACCGGCGCGGGCGAUUCCUUCACCGCGGCGUUCCUCUGGGCGUACCUGAGGGGCGGGAGUUUGCAGGCGUGCUGCGCGUGCGGGUGCGCGGUGGGAACCGCGAUGGUUCAGGUGCUCGGGGCGGAGCUCGCGGCGUCGCGGUGGGGGGAGUUGCGAGGGGACCUGGAGACGGUGCUGCGCCGCGAUCGGGAACCGGGAACGUGA
This is a messenger RNA of Micromonas commoda, 1416 nucleotides long. RefSeq lists its product with no specific name. Lineage: Eukaryota; Viridiplantae; Chlorophyta; Mamiellophyceae; Mamiellales; Mamiellaceae. Gene Ontology annotation, molecular function: kinase activity. The record is from RefSeq and is a predicted model, not a curated record. The transcript has a single exon. The coding region runs from base 1 to 1416 and encodes 471 amino acids.